Messenger RNA from Pelobates fuscus (common spadefoot toad), 1682 nucleotides. RefSeq names its product opioid growth factor receptor like 1 (gene OGFRL1). Gene Ontology annotation, cellular component: membrane. Gene Ontology annotation, molecular function: opioid growth factor receptor activity. Lineage: Eukaryota; Metazoa; Chordata; Amphibia; Anura; Pelobatidae. The record is from RefSeq and is a predicted model, not a curated record. Bases 195 to 1652 code for a protein of 485 amino acids. The transcript is spliced from 7 exons.
UACACUCUCCCAGGCAAGCUCAGCACCAUCAGCACUCUGGAGGCCAAUCUGCAGCCUGGGGCUCAGCUGCCACUGCAGUGUGACAUGAGAGUCCCCGUCCCUGAGCCCAGGCAGCUGCAUUGCUAGCAGCCCAGAGCCCAGCCUGGCCAGCCCACAGCUCCCUGCCACUGACACCCGCAGCAAGAGCCGUGCCAAUGGGCAACCUCCUCAACGGGGUCAGCUUCAAGGAGCCCACCACAGUUGAGGACUGCGAUUCCACCUGGGAGACGGACUCCGGGGGGGAGGAAGAGGAGGAAGCCGAGCACGGAGAGCGAGCAGACGGCAAGCAGGAGGAGAAGGCGGAGAGCGGCGGUGCGGAUAGUGCAGCUGAGGAGGGCACCGGGGAGCUGUCCGGCGGGGCAGACGGGAAAGCUGGCCAAACGAGAGAGGGUACAGCGAGCCCAUUGGCAGAGCAGAACGACAGCAACACAGCUGAACCGAACAUCAAACCAAAGAGGAGUUUUUAUGCAGCAAGAGAUCUUUACAAAUAUCGGCACCAAUACCCACAGAAUUUCAAAGAUCUUCGUUCUCAAAAUGAUCUGUGCAAUCUCAGAUUUUACAUGAACAAGAUCCCUUUUAAGCCUGAUGGUGUUUAUGUUGAAGACAUUUUAAAUAAGUGGAAAACAGACUACGAAAGACUUGAACAUAAUCAUACCUACAUACAGUGGCUAUUCCCCCUGAGAGAACAAGGGUUAAAUUUUUAUGCUAAAGAACUGACCUCAUAUGAAAUUGAGGAAUUCAAAAAGACCAAGGAAGCCGUAAAAAGAUUCAUUUUGGCUUACAAGAUAAUGUUGGAUUUCUUUGGUUUAAAAUUGAUGGACAAGAAUGGAAAUGUCUCACGAGCAGCAAACUGGCAAGAGCGAUUUCAGCAUUUGAAUGAGUCUCAGCACAAUUACUUGAGAAUUACCCGCAUAUUAAAAAGUCUUGGGGAGCUUGGCUACGAGAACUUUAAGUUUCCUCUUGUGAAACUCUUCCUUCAUGAGUCAAUUGUUGAAAACACAAUCCCAAACAUGAAACAAAGCGCUCUGGAAUACUUUGUACAUACAAUAAAGGAGAGAAGGCAGAGGAGGAGACUUUUGCGUUUUGCUUAUCGCCAUUACAAACCUCCUGAACACUUUAUUUGGGGUCCUCCGAGAAGACAGAAAUUUAACGAAUACAAAGUAAUUAAAAAAUCAACACCUCCAACGAGAUCUCAGAAAAAGCCUCUCCAAAAAUCAAAAGAUACAGAGAGUUUGUGUGAACCUGAAAUUUCAGUACUGACUGACUCAAAAACUGAAGUACUAGCUAAACAAUCAACUGAAAAUAACUUUGUCGAAGAAGCAGUAAAAAUCAGUGAAGAAGCAACGGAAAGUGAAAAUGGUUCAAAGGAACAUUAUGACAAUGAAGAAACAACUGUCACAUCUCAUGAGAAUGAAUUGGAGAGACAGGAUGCUGUUACUAACAACACUAUGACAUGUGAUAUACAUGAUGUUGUUAUAGUGGACUCAACAGAUGUGGAAAGCAAGGACUGCUUAUGUAGCCUUUCACCUGCUAAUCCUAACACAGUUGAGCUGACAGUACCUGCAGGAGAAAAUCUAGAACCUACACUUGAGAGAAAAGAUGAGGCAAAGUAGAAAGACUAGAUGCUAGAUUAUUUUUUUUUU